Molecule: messenger RNA, 898 nt
Organism: Sitodiplosis mosellana (orange wheat blossom midge)
Lineage: Eukaryota; Metazoa; Arthropoda; Insecta; Diptera; Cecidomyiidae
Exons: 2
Coding region: 131-892 (253 amino acids)
Source: RefSeq, a predicted model, not a curated record
UUUUUCGUGAAUAACAUUUGCUUGGUUGUUGAUUAAAUAACACGAUCUUGUAAAUUGAACUAAAAUUCGGAAUAAAAACAUAUAUUUGCGCAUAAAGAGAAAAAAAUAAACAAAUAUUUGAAUAAAAAAAAUGGAUCCUAUGAAAAGUGAAAAGUUUCUCUCGUAUUUUUAUCCGCUGAUUAUUGUAUUCGGGUUUGUGUGUAGUGUCACUUCUGCUGUGGCGUGGAACCACUGGAAAUAUGUAUUAGACACUUGCGUUGAAAAAAAUUGUGGUUGCAUUUUGAAUGGUGUAACGACAAUAACAUAUUUCACUGGUGGGCAUGUGGCCUAUUGUCACUUUGCUACGUUUGGAUUGUUUAUUUCUAUCGCCGCAUCCAUAAUAUUUGGAAGCUACCAUGUUUGGCGUAUUUGUAUGUCAUCCAAUAGCAAUCGUAGGACCAGUAGACAGUCAGUACGACAGCGAUCGGGCGAAAUGAUCAUCAUGACAACAAGAUCCGAAAUUGAUGACGAUGAAAUAUCACCGUCCUACUGGAUCCCCGCAUCAUUUGUAUCGGGUUUUAUGGUCCUUUACACGCUAGUACAUUCCAUAAUUUAUAUCGACGGAGCAUGGCAAUCUUGCCGCCAAUACCGCAACGAGCUCAUCAAGUACAUGCACGCCACAGGGCCAUUAGUUGCUGCUGUACAAGGAAGGAUCUCUUGCAUCGCUGUUUUCGACUUCAUGGACUACCUAUUCUCUGAUGUCAGCUUCGACAGAAGAAGAAUCGACCGCAUAGAUACUUCUUGGUGUUUGAACUUGGCAAUGUUAUCAUCAUGUGCAUCAUUUAUCCUCUGGUGCGGUGUUUUUUUUAUAAAUGUUGCACAAGCGAGACGAACAAAUAAACUAAGAACUUGAAAAAUC